Molecule: messenger RNA, 6502 nt
Organism: Ostrea edulis (European flat oyster)
Lineage: Eukaryota; Metazoa; Mollusca; Bivalvia; Ostreida; Ostreidae
Exons: 2
Coding region: 1-4623 (1540 amino acids)
Source: RefSeq, a predicted model, not a curated record
AUGAUGGAUAAUAUAGGGAAAGGCGCCGGACUAGGGUCCCACACCGACGGGGCAUUCGAGAGAUUUUUGACAGCCGCCAUCGCUACAAUAGUAACUAUAUUGUUCUCGUGGAGGCUACUGGAGGAACAACAUAACCAAGUUGACAAUGGCCGCCCCAAACAAAAAUUCAGUUCAAAACAUUUGACAAAUUCGGCGAUAAAACCCGAUAAACAUGGUGAAUGUGACAACGCAAAUGAACGCAUUGUGGGUAAUUCUACCUCUCAGAGCCUCACUGCCGAAGUGCCGGCCAUAUCAAAUUCGGACGUUGUAAUAUCGGAACGCGGCACAAAUGACGGCUCGGGGCCAGACGACUACUGCGUUUCAGAUGAUGAAGACGAUAGUCCUACCUGGGCCGAAUACAGUUGGGAAGAGGACAUGUAUGGCGCCGUACACACCCGUCGGUCAGCAAAAGACUUUAUCGCGUCUGCUAAAAGGUUGAAGGACGAUGAAAGUUCUUCAACAGAGUGUAACGAUAUUUCACCACCACUGUCAAGUGAAAUGCUCGAGGAAAUGUAUGUAAAUAGCGAAUACAGAAGUGCAGUACAAGAAUCAGAGAGUGAUAUGCAAAUUAAUGACAGUAGUGAUGAGGAAGAGGGGGCCGAGAGUGACGAGGAAGAGGGGAGUGAUGAAGGGGGGUUUCAUUGUAGUCCAGUUGACGAUAAUCAAGUAUAUUUUCCUCAGACGUUAGCACCUAUCAUUGAGGAAGACUCUGACGAUGAUUUUGAUGAGACAGACGAAAGUGAAACUGAAAUUGGAUUUAACAGUAAUGAAACGCAAAAUGCUCCCAACGGAUUGGAUAGAAGAAACCAAGAAGAGACUGCCGAACAUUUUCCAGGUAGCAGUAAACAGCCAUUUUCAGAUGCAUUAACUACGCCCACUGUGACAAACGAUGAAAAACAGCAAGAGGGGAGUUUAAAUGUUAACGAGACUGAAACCAAAGAAUGCGGAGAACUUGAUUCAAAGUCGGAUAUAAUUACUUUUAACAAUUACCCCGAAAAUCUGACAUACUUGGACUCAGACGAAGCGGAACUUACGUGCAAUUUACCUGUGCGAACGUGUGCAAUUGACGAUGACGAAAAUCUGUCUGAUGAAUCGUGCAGUACUUGUAGUAGUAGUGCCUCGGUUAUGACAGUCGUGAGUGUCAACACGUGGGAAUUAAACAAAGCGAAAGAGAAAGUGGAUAAUCAGCAAACUAGUCAAGCAUGUUCCAUUUUGUCCGAAUGUGAAAAGGUCAAAGACCCAACCAACAAAAGCCUCCUCGCAUUCAUACACAAUGUCGAAAGCUCUUCAGAGGACAGCUGCAAAUCUGACUUCACGAUAUCAAGCCAAUCAGCAAACACUAUCGAAAGAGAUUUAAAUGCAGAAGUACCCAAAGAUUUGGAAGUGACCAUACUCACGGAUUUGCACGCCACAAACAAAAAACAGGGAACUGCAAGUGAUUUGGAUUAUGAAGAAUUUGUUCAGUCGAUUAAUGAUCAAAGUGAAUUUCGCAAAGAGGGAGAUAGACAGAAAACCAAUGAAAAUGGCCAAUUGAGCCCCACUUUCGUUGAAGAAAUUCGGAAAAGUUUAGCGUACGACAACAGAUUUGACGAUGACAUUGAACCUCGAGAAUAUAACCCUUUUGAAGACGACUACUGCGACUCGAGUGAAGAUACGGAUGAUAGCGACUCCUUCUUUAUGGUUGUGGGGAAUAACGGACAUUUGAGGAAUUUCGAAACAGUAAACAAUUUAAACAUUGCUGGAUUAUCACACCCUUGUGAAGACUUGAGGACUCUUAUGCAUAGUCCUAAUCAGUCGCUAGUGUUCUCUAGGACUGAAGACAUAAGCAUAGAGCAUCGGAGCAGAUAUUUUACAAGGGAACGAAACAUUGAUACUGAUAACAGCGCAGAGUACUUAAACAAUAUCAAUGAAAUAGAUCUAGUCAUUCACGAGUCAAAUGAAGUUUUGAACGAAUGCCCAGUUAUCUCGGAGAGUGCUUAUCCACCAGAGGACCUCGAAAAGGACGCGUCCGAUAAAACAGAAAAUCAUGAUGGUCAUUACGAGGAAGACGUUAUUGUUAUAGAUGAGAAAACACGUCUUCUUAAUGAAGCCAACACAGCAGCAACGAAUAUCGAUUUCAAUCCGCGAGAUAAUGCAUCAGCUGUCCAAAUUGAAAACAUUCUAUCAUAUACCAAGUCAAGCAACGAAGAGCAAGAUGAAAGUCGUGACAAGAAUUUAAUACAGCGUACUAAUCAGGAAGAUGAAAUCAGUGAAAGCGAAGAGAGUCAUCCUUCUUGUGAUGACAAGCUAUUGCACAUUUCAGAGGAGGAUUUAGCCUCGAAAAAAGAUCUUAACGAGCAAGAACAAAAUAUUUUAAACGAACAAGAAAAUAUACAAAAUGAACAAAACGAGGAAAUAAUUCCAGAUAAAACAAACAAUGAUAACGAUACUGUAGACUUUCUUAUUGAAAAUUUGCCCAUUUCAAACGAUGACGUGUCAGUCCAUACUUAUUCUAACAAAUCACAAGACAAAGAUGUUAUUGCAAACGAAAACGCUGAAUUAUUAGACUCCUCGAGACAAAGUCGUUACAAUCCACCAAUAACAGAAGAUCAAGAAGUAUUAGAUGCAAAUAGUAAUGUUAAGAAUUUACAUUGCAUAGAAGAGGCACUUAACUGUGAUCAUAUUAAUUCUGAAGUAGAAACAAUUCCAGAAUCGGAUAGUAAACCUGUUGACACUAUGUCUGGCGCUACAGAAUCUGAUGUGUUGGAAUCCGAUUUGGACAUAAUGAAACGAUCUAAGCCAAUUGAUCAAGACGUGUAUGAUCAAAACCUGGAAAUCUGGAACAAAUAUUUGGAUAGAUCAGGUACAAGUCGCGUGGCUCGAACACCUUUGCAGAAACCGUCCUCGUUUCGUCGAGAUUCAAAGGGCGUGAGAGCUAAGCUAAGUAAACAAGUACCGAGGAAGAGACAACCAAUAGUCUACGACUCGGCCCUCCUUGCCCCAGUAACAGAACCCGAGAGGAAGACUUUUGUUUUCGAGUUUCCAAAAAAUGUUCCCCUUUCCAGGCAGAAAAUAUUUGCUAUGCGACAGAGAUUUUUAAGCCAAGAAUGUUUGGCACCAAGUCCUAUGCAAGACAAAUUUGCAUCGCACAAAGCAUCACUUACCUCAAUUCCAAAAACUGGACGCUACAAAAAGCGCGAACUCUCGUCAUCGCGAAAUUCAUUAAGAAAUUCCAGUAUUGAAAGGAUAGAUCAUAUAAGCAGCUUGUACUCAUCUCGUGUUUCAUGUGACGAAUCAUUUGAAAAAAGAGAACUGCAUUCCCUGCAUGAAAAUUGCAUGUUUUCACCUCAAAUUCACGAAGAAAUUCAUAAUACCACGGAAUCCAUUGACAAUUUAAACACUAGUUUUUCAGUGAGUGGGUCGGAUAUGAUGCGGUAUAGUUCUAUGGCUUCUCUAGUUGAAACAGAUAUAGAUACUGGCGAAACCACAGAAGCCCUUUUUAUAUUCCCUGAUUCUGAUGUUGAAUGUGACUUUGAUUUUCAGAGUUCCAUCAAGAGGGCCCACAGUAUGAGUGAACUGGGUGUCAAGAAACAAACCAAGAAGACAUCACGGGGUCGUUUCGCAGACAGAAAUGUCGCCAAGUCAAAGAGUUUACAGACCCUUGAAACAAACAUAGACGAUGUUUUCUCAGCAAAAGGGGAGGGAAACCUCGCACGUGUUCCUUCUGUUCAUGAACUUCGGGUGUCGAAAUCUCUACAAAAACUUAAUGUUCCUGAUUGGUUUAAGAAUUCUAGUGUCUCACGUAGUGGUAGUACUUUUAGUUUAUAUGGAUCCCAACAGAGAAGGGACUCAACAUCAACAAUGUCAUCAAUGGGCUACCCGCCUAGUCUCUCCUCAUCUGCAUGUCAAUCUCCAUCACAGCAAAACCCUGUUGUUAUUAGAACUCGAGUGACACCCCCUAGUGCCAAGUUUUUCCGUGGUCCUAAGUUACCAAUGACUCCCGAAAAAGCACCCAUAUCCCAAACUAGUUUAUCAUUACCAAGUGACAAAUUCAGAAAUAAAGAAAAACCCAAAGAAUUAAUGCCCAUACCUAUAGUGCCUUUUUCACAGUUACGACUAAUGUUUGAAAAGAGUACCGAUAAGAAGGGUGGUGAGACUUCUCCGGUGAAACCUUCUACAAAUACCCCCCUCAAUGCUUCUACAACUUCACCAACUAGACCUAACCAUAUCCCUAUAUCUGAUACUAAAGUUCCGCCAUCAAUUCUCAAAAAGACGACACCGCUUUCAUCGACAAUUGAGGACAGAUCUCCCAUGCAACUAACGGAGCAUUUUUCAAACGGAGAAUUAAAUCAUGAGCCAUAUAAACAACGCAAGCCUCCUGGACUGGAAGCUGUUGUUUCUAGUCCACAAAACGUCGAAAAUGACCAAGUUCUGACGGAAGAGAAUAAGCUACAUAAAGAAUACACAGAUGGUCCAAACUCUCAUGAUGUGCAACCAAAGACUGCCAACACAAAGCCCCCGGUGGCCAGUCGCCCUACGCCAAAGCCAAGACAACCCAAACCAGCUGUACCCGACUCCCAAAGUAGGAAAGAAACAACUGUUUAAAACUGGUGACUGCUGUACAUGGUUUUUCCUAACGGGGCUGAUGGCUGGUGCAUUAUUGGAAACUAAGGAGAGAGAGAUAGGAACUCAGGGUGAAUAUGAUAGGCUGAAAAAAAAGACAAGAGACAGAUUCGACCGUGAAUCAAUUGGCAGUGUGCUGGACAGAGAAAUUAUUUUGUAAUGGAGUUCGUAAUAAGCGGCUUGAUUCUCUUUUUGAAACUGACAAUACUUUAUGUCACAGUGCAAUUUAUUGGUGAAACAGUCGACUGUAUCAUUAACACUAGUCUUUAUCAUGUUUAACAAAUAUUUGUCAAAGUGAUAUUUUUGUUCAGUAUUUUAAGAGAGAAAUUCCUUACUUCGUUUUACCUGUAAUAUUGCAUUAUUUUUUUUUUUGGUUGAUUUUGUGUGAUGUAUGGGUUGGUAGUAUUUACUGACCCGCAGUUAUGUUAUGCUUAACCCCCCAACCCCCCUACGACAUCGUUUGUAUUUUACCUAUGUUUGGAGUUUGACUCCGGUACAAAAAUUCAUAUAUUGUAGAAUUUCAAAAGCAAGAGAUGCACACAUUAAGUGAUUAAGUUGGUUCGAUUGUUUUUUGCUCCACUGAGUCAGCAGAUACAUGUUGUCUGGAUAAAAGGUUACAAUGGCACCGUAUAAGAAAAGUUCGCUUUAAUGAUGUUUUUUUUUUUUUACCUUUGUAGACUGAUUUUACCUAGUGGCAAUUAUAUUUUGAUCGCACAUCUGUUACUUUUAUCAACUUGCUGGAGAAAAUAUUUCUUUAAUCUUCAACAAGAUGGUUAUCAGCCCUUAUAGUAGCUCAGGUAUUGACCGUCAACCGAGUGUGACAUACAUAGUACAUCUCCAUACCAGUCAUUCUGUCAGAAUUAAGAUAAUCAGAGCCCGCAUCGCUCCACCCAGCACAAGAACAUUCUCCUCUGAUUAUGACUUUUCAAUUAUGUAAAGCAAAUUCUUGGAUAUAGUUUGGCAGGAUGUUUUCAUUUUCUAUAUCACAACGAGGAAAGGUUUUGUAAAUAAAUGAUGAACCUGAACUUUUCAUAUAUUAUUAAUCGUAUAGAGGAAAAUAGGGGGAUUGCACAAUAUGCACCACAAAAUAUUCUAUAAUCAAUGAAUAUUUCAUCAUAUUUUAAUUAGGCAAACGUGUGUUAAAUGAUUCAUGUUCUAACAAUUCUAACAUUGACAUUUUGCUUUAUUCUGCUGUUUCUGAACGAGCGAAAGAUGUAAAAGGGGGGAAAAGUGAAUUUUCUGUUGACAAAUGGUUAUAGUACAAUUUCGGUUUCAUUACAGAAUACAGAAGUAUUCAGUCGCUGACGGGAAAUAUCAAGUGUAACUUGAUUAUGUUUGUGUCGAUCUGUUUUCUGUGUAUGUGUAAUGUAGUUUUUCACCUAAGGUCAAUUCUCCUGACAGAUGCUAAGGCCCCCGGGGAGUUUGUUUCUUCUUUCUUAACACCAGACAUCAGUAUGGUAUAGGUAAUAAAAAACAGAAGAAAAUGGGUUUUUUUAUAUUUAUUUGAGAAACCGUGCGCGACUUGUAUCUAUUGUCAUAUGUUGUACAUGAUUUUGUUGUGGGGAUUUUUAUAUUAUGAAAAUGUGAAUCAGUGAGGAUGAUUUUUGUCUCGUUUUUUGUUUAUCAGUGAAUUAUUUGAAAAAACGUAUUUUAUAUAUUUUUAAAACGUAAUUCAAAGGGCGAUUGAUGGCUGCUUAAAAAUAUUGUGAUUUAUAUAUUGUGAAAAAUAUAAAGGAUAUUAUAUGAAAUAUUUUUUAUCAAAAUUGAUAAACUCAGUGAUACGAUAUUACCAAAUCAUGUAAUUUCACAGAUUGUUAAGUUUUAUAAUUGAACGAAACUGAAUAAAACUUGUUUAACGUGA